AUCCCAUGGGAGCAGUGCCAGCAUUCCAACAAUCCCCAUACAAUAGUCAUGCAGUGGGGCAGGCGAGCAGAAGCCAUGCUGAACUAGCACUGAGUGUGGCCUACUAAACUUACUGGGCGAGUAUAUAUAGGGCCAGUGGCUACACACGUCACUCCCCUACGAUAUGGCGCCGCUUCCUUUCUGUAUUCCGAGCGUAUGUUCUCUGGCAGUGCGCACUAAUCCCAAAGCCCCGCAAACUCACACAGUAUACCCAAUGCCAGCAGCACUGUGCCGCUACACUCAUGGCUAUGGAUCCGGGAUAAAAACCUGUAACGUUUAGUUUGCAAAUAGACUGGUGCGAGUAUGCCUGAAACCAAACCGCAGUUAAACCAAGGACCCCAAUGUUUUGGAUAAAGUUUUCCUAGUAGCUUAUUAUUUUGAGUUGCAGAAUCCAUCUUCAAAUUAACAAUCAUGGAGAAACCCCCAAACUCUUUUCCCAGGGAAGAAUGUGGCAGUAAGUCAAUAACAACGCCAGCUUAUUUCGUCAUUCUUCAGCAGUCGCAAGGCAAUGGCAAAAAGGAGGAAGGAAUUGUUGUAGCCAACCGGGAUGUUUCUUCUGUUGCUCCAGUCAUGUCAUCAGGACAUGACAAAUCAAAAUCUAAAACCUUCCUUUCAGCUGAGUGCAAAUCAGGAAAUAUUACAGUGACACUUGAUAAUAAUAAUAUGUGGAAUGAAUUUUACCGCUGCAGUACAGAGAUGGUUUUAACAAAACAAGGCAGACGGAUGUUCCCCUACUGCCGCUACUGGAUAUCUGGCUUAGACCCAUAUCAGAAAUAUAUACUUGUCAUGGACAUUAGUCCAAUGGACAACCAUCGAUACAAGUGGAAUGGUAAAUGGUGGGAAGCAGGUGGCAAAUCUGAGCCACAUGUCCUGGGCAGGGUUUUUAUCCACCCUGAAUCUCCAUCUACUGGACAGUAUUGGAUGCACCAACCAGUUUCUUUUUAUAAGCUCAAGCUAACCAAUAAUAUUUUGGAUCAAGAGGGUCACAUCAUCUUACACUCCAUGCACCGCUAUCUUCCACGCUUACAUGUGGUACCCGCCAACCAGUCCACUGAAGUAAUUCAACUUAAUGGACCAGAUGUCCACACAUUUACUUUUCCACAGACAGAAUUUAUAGCUGUAACAGCAUACCAAAACUUUCAGAUUACUCAGCUUAAAAUUGACUGCAACCCUUUUGCCAAGGGCUUUAGGGAAGGGGCUAUGACAGGAAAGCCAGUGAAAGAGGCAAAAUCAAAAAACUCUGAUCAAGAAAAUGAUUCUCAAGGUCCUCAACCCCAUAAUGAUUCUGAGAGCAUACUUAGGUUGAGAGAGCUAUUCAGGGCUCCAGAAAACUCUGAUGGGGAAACUGAUCCUGAAGCGUUCAAUGCUGAGCAUGAUUUCUUCAAUUGUAAGGAUUCACGCUUGUCAAAUCCAGAUACUCCACGCAUCCAAUCAGAUGGUCUAAACAGUCCUGCGCAAACUGGUAUUGGAAGCAGUCCUUCUGUAGCCUCUUCUUUGGAUCCCAAAGGACAGCCUAAUAUUGUAAUCAAAGAAGAACCUGUUGAUGAUUAUGAUUAUGAUUAUGGUAAGGAGCAACCCACCGGGGCCAUAAAUGUGAAACAAGAAUCUGAAGAGGAAGAAACAGAUGAGUAUUCAAACAGUGAUGAUGAAUACCCCAUACUAGAGAGGCAUUUUUCACAGUUCAGGAAACAACCCCACAGUGAGCGAAAACGUUCUAAGAGUAGUCCUUCUGGAGUUGCUAAAGCAAAAAUGUUAAAACUUGAUAGUGGAAAACUGCCUGUGGUCUACCUGGAGUCGUGUUCUGUAGCUAAAAGUACUCUAGGUGUAUCCACCUUGGAAAAGACCAUAACUCGGGAGAAACUGCAAAGAUUGCUGGCAGAAUGUAGACCACCUCCUGAGAGAGAGCCCUUUACUAGAAAGCACAUAACCAGGGAAGCAAUUAAAAGAGAUUCAAAUAAAGAAAACUUCCAAAAGCUAAGUAAAAACAAAGAUGACACUCUGCAAAUUACUGUAAGCAGCUCGCAAGUUUUAAAUGUUGGACGUAAUAAAACUCCUAUUGUUCUUACCAAGACUACACCAAAUCAAACUACAAAGUUAAAAAAUAACUCCUCACCACCAGUAAAAAGCAAACGAGGCAGGCCUCGCAAGCAAAAACAGGAUAAGGAUGUGCACCUCGCUAAAAUCAGUGGCCCUGUCCAGGCAGAACAGCCACUUCCAGAUGUUAAUCCAGACCUGGAAGAUGUGGAUGGUGUCCUGUUUGUAGCAUUUUCUUCAAAAGAAGCACUUGAUGUUCAUACAGAUGGUAACAAAAAGAGAGAUCUGUCAUCCAGUUUUUUAGCACCACCAGCAAGUGGGGAAAAAGCCACCAUAAACAAAAUUAGAGCUCUUGAAAAGCAGCUUGUGGAAGAUCUUCAACUAAUGAAAUACAACCAAGUCAUUCACCCAGCACUACAGCAAGUGGGGCUGAAACUGAACAUUGUGGACCCUACCGUGACCAUUGAUCUGCGAUACUUAGGAGUACAACUUCCUUUACCAUAUAUGAGCAGAAAUGUGACUUGGGAUAGCUAUGAAUCAUGUGCUCAAGCUUCUAGAUCUCCAUUUGUUUCCAGAACUGGCAAAACAAUGGAUUACACAAAGAUAAAAGGCUGGAAGGAUAAAUUCUCAAAUUCCAUGCCAUCCUCUUCUAAUAAUCAUAGUUCAAAACCAGUGAUCAGUGGUAAGAGCCCUGACAGCUCUUUGAAAAAUCGCUCAGCUUUCUGUAGUGAUGAAUUAGACGAAUAUCUUGAGAAUGAGGCCAGAUUAAUGGAGACUUCUGGUGGCAUUACACAAAAUGAGCCAGAGCCAUCAGCUAUUAGCCAGCUUCCGGCUGUAAGUACAAGUUCUGUAAAGACCAUUCAUACUGUGCUAAAGAAGCUAAUUUCUCUGCCAUCACCUUCCUCAAAAGCAUCAAAACCCCAUGCAAAAAGAAAACGAACCAAGACACCAUGCAAAGCUUCAACACCAAAAAUAAAAGCAAAGGGAAAACAAUCCUUGGAGUUUGAGAAUAUAAGAGACAAUCCUGUUGCUUCUGAAACUGGUAUGACCUCUAUUAAGCCUUCUCAGGAAUCGGAUCAGGUCAUUCCAGGGAUACCCAGCCUUGUACCAUCCAUAGAAGAGACCUUGUUGCCUAGUAUAAGGCAAGUCCAGCUGCCAAAUCAGCAACCCCAAUUACGACCUUUUGGAUUUUCCAAGUCUCACAUGAAACUUUUGGAUAUGGAGGAAAAUACCCUCUGGAAAGGAAAAUCACGCACUUACAUUACAGAGGAGCGUGCAGAUACAUGUUUAGUUGUCCUCCUCACUGCACAGGCUUCUCUUAAAAACAAACCAAUUCACAAAGUUGUUCGGAAACAAAUUUCUCCAUGCAACAAAUUGUUCUGCCGGCUGGGUUGUGUGUGCCAGAGUCUUAAUAAUAAGGAGCACAAUUUUGCUCACUGCCGCCAUGCUGACUGCAUGCUUGAAUGUUCAUGCAUACAAGAAAAACAGCUUCUAGAAAAAGAUAAAAUUGAUAUCAAAAUGGAGUGCACAGAGAAACUUACAGAAAAAGAGUGUUUCUGUAUGAAAAGCUCAACAGAAUGCAUGGAACAGCCUCUGGAAAAGGUUGGGAUAGAUAUCAAAAGCUCAAUGCAGUGCACAAAACACCUUCUAGAAAAAGAUGUGUCCAACAUCAGAAACUUAGCAGAGUGCAUGGAACAGCUUUCAGAAAAUAAUGGAAUAGACAUUGACAGUUCAGCAGACUGCAUGGAACAAACAGCCAAUCAAGAAAACCCUUAUUCCCUUUCAACAAGAGAUUCUGAAGAGGUUCUAAGAACCAGGGAACAAGCCAAAAAAAGACUCAAAAGCAACUCUGCAGAGAGCAGCCAGCAGAAUAUUUACCCUUUGCCUCUAGAACAGUUUCCAAUUUGGAAGAUAUGGGAAGAUGAUGCAGAUCCCGAGCCAAUAUGUAUUCCAAAACAGUCUGAGUUGGAGGAAUGCAAAGUCCGAAUGCCACAAACUGAACAGCUGCAGUCCGAAAAACACACACCCCCUGGCACGAGUAAAGCUUGUGGAGGAUCCUCGCACCAUAUGGUCCAUAAAGAUGAAGUAGACCCAGUCUACAUGUUUUUUGAUAGCUUGAUGACAUGUGCUAGAGUAAGAACCUAUGAACGCAAGCCUCCAGAAGAAAAGGCGAAGCUGGAACAGUGCAAUUAUGAAUCACCUGAUGCCAGUGAACAGGAUAAACGAUCUAAGAGUCGUGAUAAGAAUAAAAUAAAGGAUAUAAUAGAUUACAUUGAUAAAAAUACCCAUAAGUCAGAGUGUUGUGCUCCAACCAAGCUCAUUGAGAUUAUAUCGGACUGCAGUUGGGAGGAGGAUCGCAGCAAGAUUCUUAACAUUGUCUCUCAGCAUAUGAACAAAAGUGAUCCUCAGUCCUUCAAGGUUGGUAGCUUUAAUAUUGAACUGACUUCAGAAAGUAAAGGUGGCGACAAUGCUACAACCUCUGCGUAUUCUUCAAGAGUAAAGAUAUCAAUGGUCCCAGGCCAAAUGAAAGAAAAAGAUUCAGAAAAGUUAGUGAAGUGGAAGACGGAACAAAUAAAGCUUCCUGAACGUAAGCUACCAGAGCCCAAUCUCGAGGCAGAACAGCUACAGAAAUCUCAUGGAGGAAAAGGUUUGCCUUUCUACACAAAGAUCAUUCCAGCUGGCAAGCUAGUUGCCCGGCUUAAAAAUCCAAAUGACAGUGAAUCGGAUCUCAUUCAGGUGAAUGGAAAAUAUUAUCCUCAGGCUAAAAUUCUUUUGGGACAAAUGGGAGCACUUCAUCCAGCCAAUCGUCUUGCAGCUUACAUUACUCACAGGCUGCGUCCAGGCCUCUUCAGCCUUUCUAAACUGAAUGAAGUAAAAGUCAAUGCCCUAUCAAAAGAUGAAAAAACAGCUUCCAGUAGUGUUGAAGGGAAGUUUAAAGAAAACAUUGCAGCAACUCUGAAUGUUAAACAACCCACACCAAGAAAUAUUGUUCCACAACCUGCCCUCAGUACCACAUUGACUCAGUUAAUUUUAAAUGAAGUUGGAACUCUUCAGCAGAAAACCUCAGAAAUAAACUCAUCUGGGACACAGAAGAUUGCCCAUGAGACUUCUCCAUCACUGCUAGUUGUUACAUCAAUGGCCUCAGGAAAGCAAGCUUCAGCUAUCUGCACUAAUCCUUCUACAAUUAAUUUAACAAAUCUGGCUGGCGUAGGCACAGUAUCACCAUCACGAGAUAAAGCCUUACCUUCAAUGCCAACUCUUAUAAGUGUUACUAAACUAUUACCAAAGGACACUCCUGUCUCUGUUCCCCCAGGGCUAGUAGUAGCUGCCUCAGGUGGAAGUACUCAGACUGCAAGUGUAACAUCCUUUACGAGACCGAAAGAGUCACUUGCACCUCUUCCAUCUUUAAUUGCUUCACCCUUAGUAAAAACUUUGCCCUCUUCUACUUUAACUACAUCCACAGUUAGUCUCUCUGGUACUUCCACAAGCAUUGCUCCUCAGCUGGCACCAAAACUGGCACCUACAUCAACUGUAAGGACUCUUGGAUCAGUCUCUUCCCUGGCUGGUACUAAUGCUAUGCCUACACUAACUCUAAAACCAGCUGUACCCCAGACCCCUGGUCAAGUUCCAAGACCAUCAGUUUUGCCUACUGGAUUAGAAAACCGACUGGGACCUCGACUCCUACUUAUUCCAGUUCAGUCUGGCUCCACGCCUGUCCGUCCAGUGCAGCCAAUGCCACAAACCCCAGGACAAAAGAUGAUUUUGCAGCCUAUCCGAAGCCCUGGAAAGCUUAAUUUAUUCAGACAUCCUAACGGACAGAUUAUCCAACUUGUCCCUUUGCAACAAGUUCGUGCCACUAAUGUACAGCCAAGCAGUCAGUCACUUGUCCGUAAUCCAGGGGCUGUAACGAGUGUCCGUCUUGCACUUCAGACUAAAAGUGCUACUGCACCGACUCCCACUGUAUCAGCAUCAGUGCCUUCUGUCUCUGUUUCAGCUGGCUCAGUUGGAUCUCUUUCAAAGAUUAGCCCGGUUACAACUGCAGGCUCAGUUGCUCCUUUGGCACCACCCUUUUUGUCGCAGGUCGGCACGCAAAAACUACGGAUUGUCCCACCAGGAACUGGCAAUUCUGAAAUUCAGUCUAAUUCUGAAGUAAUAACCUCUGAGGGACAGUCUGUAAGCUCUACUAAUGUUUUGCCCCUUCGGUCUGGAAGCUUUGCCUUAUUAAAACUACCCUUUCAGAAAGCUGAACCCAGUACAUCCUCUGACAUUUCUACAUCCCAAACAAGUAAAACUUUGAUAAAUACAGACAGUAAAUCCUCAAUGCCUUCUAGAAUUCAAGGGGAUCAGAAGUUGGUUGAUGACACUGUACUUAGUUCUUUGGAUUCCACAAAGUGUGACAACAAAGAUCCAGGGUUCGGUGAUUUUACAGGAACCAUCAGUGACGUUUCUGGGCAAGUUCAUAUGUCAGAUAAAACCAGCACAUCUCUAGAUCAAAGCAGCAUCACCAAACCUGUAAAGAAAAUGUUCGAUAUAAAGGAUUCUUCUGAAGACAAGCAGCAUAGUAUUGAGGUAGGGGAUAAAAGCAAAGAAGACAAGCAACAUAGUACUGAAGUAUGUGAUGAAAGCAAAGAAGACAAGCUACAUGGUAUUGAAGGCAAUGAUGACAAAAGCAAAGAAGACAAGCUACAUGGUAUUGAAGGCAAUGAUGACAAGAGCAAAGAAGACAAGCAACAUGGUAUUGAAGGCAAUGAUGACAAAAGCAAAGAAGACAAGCAACAUGGUAUUGAAGAGAAUGACGACAAAAGCAGAGAAGACAAGCAACAUGGUAUUGAAGAGAAUGACGACAAAAGCAGAGAAGACAAGCAAUACAGUAUUGAAGAAAAUGAUGACGAAAGCAGACAAGGCAAGCAACGUGGUAUUGAAGAGAAUAAUGACAAAAGCAGAGAAGACAAGCAACACGGUAUUGAAGAGAAUGACGACAAAAGCAAAGAUGACAAGCAACAUGGUAUUGUAGAGAAUGACGACAAAAGCAAAGAAGACAAGCAACAUGGUAUUGAAGAUAAUGACGACAAAAGCAAAGAUGACAAGCAACAUGGUAUUGAAGAGAAUGACGACAAAAGCAAAGAAGACAAGCACCAUGGAAUUGUAGAGAAUGACGACAAAAGCAAAGAAGACAAGCAAUGUGGUAUUGAAGAACAGGACAAAAGCAUAGAUGACAAGCAACAUGGUAUUGAAAAACAUGAAAAAAACAAACACCCAACAGAUGAUUUAAAGUCCCCAGAAGCUGGAGAUGAGAUUCUGCUAACGGCUAACUCUGAAACACUUACACAGGGCCCUGUAGAAACUCUGUCGCAAUGUGACGUAGACCAGAGAAUAUCUGCAGAGGAACAGAAGCCAGUAACAGAGUCUGACCAGGAGGCAUCUGAGACAUGUUUCUUGGAGGAAAACCCUGAAGAUUCUAGUAUAAGCAAGGAAAUAUAUGAAUACAAUGAAAGGCCUGAUUCUGUUGAAUCUGUAAUAACUGAUGACUCAAGAAAAGACCACGAUGUUGGUGGCUACAUACACAGUGACACAAGUCUGGAUAAGGAAAGUAGUGAAAUAGACGAGGCAGUGGACAUUGAAACGGUGGAAGAACUUUCUGAGAAGAUAAACAUUGCUCGUCUCAAGGCAUCAGCAAGCAACAAGUAUUCCUCAGACAAAUGCAGCACCCAUUCUGAGUAUUUGAAAGCACGCAAGAAGGUAUCAAAGGAUGGAGAUAUGUUCAUGAGGGAAAUAGAAGAAGAUCCUAAUGAGUUUCAUCGUCGUACACACACUGCAAAUGAACGAAGACGCAGAAAUGAGAUGAGGGACCUGUUUGAGGAGCUGAAAAAUGCGCUUGGGUUGCACAAUCUUCCAAAGGUUUCAAAGAGCUAUAUCCUUAAACAGGCUAUAGAGGAAAUCGAAGGGCUAACAGACCUAGCAGAUACGCUGAUCAGGAAGAAAACCCUCCUCUCUCAGAGACAAACUCAUUUAGUCAAAAAAGUGUCAAAUCUCUCAGGAAAACCAAAAGAGGUUGUUUUGAAAAAGCUGGAAUAUAUCGUUGCCAAACAGAAAGCUGUAGAAGCAGAAAGGAAGAAAAAGAAUUUAGAGGAGGAUAUUGCUCUGCAUAAAGCAUCCAUGAUAAAUGCCCCUCUUCCAAAGAAAAUACCUUUCCCACCCAUGAGUAAGGAGGAGCCAGCUACUGUACAAUUUAGUGGAAAGUCAAAGAAGCCUAUAAUUCUUGCAAAAAAACCAUCACAGGCUAUUGAAAGCAAAUCCCCACAGCAGAUCUCCAUAACUGCAUCAAACUUGUUAAUGACACCUCAAGGACAACUGGUCACACUAAAGAAUCCUGUAGUGCCAGGACAAGUGGCUACUGUACCACCAUUUCAGGCAGAAAUUAGCCCACAGGUUGCUGGAGCAGGUAUAGCUUCUGUAGUGAUUCAGCUUCCAGGGACUAUACAAGUGAAAGGGCUACUUGGUAAUGCAUCAAUACCCAUCACUUUAGCUGCUGUGCCUAAUACUACCAUUACUGGUGUUCCACCACCUACUACAGAAGCAGAAAGGGAUGAUUUAUCCAUGAUGCCAAAGAUUGUGAAUGUAACAUCCCUAGCUAAUGAAUCGUCAGUCGAUUUGGAUGGAAGUGUAUCAACUCCAGAAUCCAGCAGAAAUUAUUCAAAGUGCCCUCUAACAGACGGGUCUUCAGAUUGUGCUGCCACAUCAGGACAAGGAGACACGGUUACAGAAUCCAUUCAGAAAGACUCCAGCGCUACCCCAGCUGCCUCACCAUCACCCAUUCACUUAGGUGGGGCAGAAGAAAGUCUUUCACAGAUACCAAGUGAUUUAUCAGACUGCAUAGAGUCUAGUAUGAUAGAACAUAUCACACAUAAGCGAUUUAGCCAAAACAAGAAUGAAAUGCCUGGUGGGUUAAUAGAUGUCAUUGGCGAUCAAGAAGACACGGACGAAACAAUUACUUCCCUACUUAAUGAGCUUGCUUUUCUUAAUCAGCAGUUAAACACUGAUGAUUUAGAUUCUGGCUCAGACUUUCCUGGGUCAGAAACAGCUUCACGAGGUAGUGCUAGCAGAUUUACAGAUGGUGAUUCAUCUCCCUUUUCCUUUGGCCGGUUAAAGGAUUUAUCUGAAAUUAAAGAGAAGAAUGUCUCCCUCAGUCCUCUCUUCCUGCACCUGGAAGAGGGAGAGAUCCAAGAGGGAGUAAGACAAAUUGAGGAGCCUGAAACGGUAACAUUUCUAGGAAGCUCAAGCAAAGAAUCCUUGUCUCCUGCAGAUGGGAAGGCUUGCAGUGGCCAGGACACUUCUGCUAGUGUUUCAUCAACUGAAAAGUCUGCCAACCAAGAAGCAAUGUGGAGACCAAUGCCCAAGUUGGCACCCCUUGGACUUAAAGCUGCUGCCACGUCAUCUGACCAAAAUGCACAUGGCAGUCGAUGCAUGCCAAUACUGGCACCCGUAACAAUGAGAUUAAGUCCACCAAAAUCGACAUUGUCAGAAGAACAGAGUAAGACGUAGUUUGAGAGCAGCCUAAUUAUGAGCCUAAAGCCGGCCAUACACACACCGAUAUUAUCGUACGAAACCUGGCUUAGUAAGUGCUUAGUGAGAAUUAACUGUGCUCCGCUUGAUUAGCUUCAUUUAGGUUAUCUUGGUCUGAAUGGAAAACAGUUCACAGUUGGUAUGUUUGUUCUUCAAACUCUUGCAUGGGUACUUGGUGGAUCAGCUGCCAGUGAUUUAUUUGAAUAAGCUAUUUCUAGAUUUCAUAUUUUAUUUUUCUUCUAUCUGUCAUUAAAUACUUGACUUUCAGGGCAGUGCUAGGGAGUUAAGUCUUCCCCUAAAAGCUCCCCUAAUUCAUUAAAGUAUGUUGACUUGGCAUUCCACUGGUUCUGACUUAAAUGUUAGAUUUUUGUUCUGUUAAACCCUGGUUUGCCUACAAAUGUCCAUAUUUAUGAUCGGUCACCUUCCUAUCUGCACUUUAUAAAACAAAAUCACCGCCUCACUCGGCUGCCUAUAGUGUCAAGAUGAUUAUGGUAUGGGCUUAAGAGUCCACAAAUUCAUUAGUGAUUCAGUUUGUUAGAUCGCUGUGAACUAUUUGCCAGGUCUGUACAAAAUUGUAAAUUACACUUUUGAAAUGUUUUCUACUUUUUUUUUGUAUGUGUUUAAAGGACUUAGCACCUUUCCUAAUCAGGUGUAAAUUUAAUUUUCUUACCCAAAUUGUAAAUAUAAAAUAUAUGCAUCAUGGUGCCCAGAGGUUAUUUUCUCAGGUGCUUUUUAAAAGGGCACAUAAGGAUGUUAUUUUAUGGGGUUUAGUAAACCACAUUUGUAAGUUAUGUAUAGCUGUAUAUGCCGAACAGAAAGCUGUAGUGCUAUAUUUGUGUAUUUUGGUUACCCUGUAGUUUGAAAGUACUGUUUGUGCUCUCUAGGGUUUAUGUAAAUACCUAAUGCUAGUGUAAGCUCUAGCAUAAUGGUGUCAAAAGGCAUUCGCCUUCACAAUCCAGCCUCUUAUAUUACAUCCUUCUAUUGGUUUUCUAAGUUGAUUGUCACUCAUAAAACCAGCAAUGCAGUACAGAAGCAUAGGAGUCUUAAUACCCCUCAGAUACUGUCUUUGUAGCCAAAAAGCCACAGGCAGCAUGGUUUGCGCUAUGUUCCCAGAACUUUGAAUCUACUUUUUUCUAAUUUCGCUGACGGUCUUCUACAUUUCUUGUCCUUACAUCAUGUUUUGUAUUAUUAAAAUAUAUGUGAUGUAAUAUGUGUUCAAAUCAAAAUAUACAAUGUCAUUGUGAUUCUAAACCUCUUCCAUGCAAAAGAAUUUGUAAAUUUAAAUACAAUUAUAUUUUUAUAUUUGAAAGAGAAAGGUGGUAAAAGGCUCAUAAACCAUUAACUAUGCACCUGUAUUAAGGGAAGGAGCAAAUAAAUAUUUGGAAAAAGC
Messenger RNA from Xenopus tropicalis (tropical clawed frog), 11026 nucleotides. RefSeq names its product MGA, MAX dimerization protein (gene mga). The coding region runs from base 451 to 9615 and encodes 3054 amino acids. The record is from RefSeq and is a predicted model, not a curated record. Gene Ontology annotation, biological process: positive regulation of DNA-templated transcription; regulation of DNA-templated transcription. The transcript is spliced from 25 exons. Gene Ontology annotation, cellular component: nucleus; transcription regulator complex. Gene Ontology annotation, molecular function: protein dimerization activity; DNA binding; DNA-binding transcription factor activity. Lineage: Eukaryota; Metazoa; Chordata; Amphibia; Anura; Pipidae.